Molecule: messenger RNA, 718 nt
Organism: Sorghum bicolor (sorghum)
Lineage: Eukaryota; Viridiplantae; Streptophyta; Magnoliopsida; Poales; Poaceae
Exons: 3
Coding region: 208-444 (78 amino acids)
Source: RefSeq, a predicted model, not a curated record
UCAAAUCUGACCGGGUGGCCCAAAAACGUCACUGAAUCGGUCGGGCUUUUCCUUUCUUUGUGUUCUUUAUAAACGACAACCUUCGUAUCCCCGACAGAGCAGCAUCGAUUCAGAGUUCAGAAAUUCAGCUAGAACCAGAGGAACACAGGCGCUCCCGAAUCCGAAAGGGCUAAGCGCUCCGUAAGGAGGAAGAACCCUGCAGAGGAGAUGGCCGGCGAGAUGAGCUGGGUUGGCAAGAAGAUCCACCUCUACAACGUCACCAUGGGCCUAUACAUGCUCGAUUGGUGGGAGCGCUGCCUAUUCAACAUAUUGGUGCUGAUCCUGCUCUGGUUCAUCUGCUUCAACGGAUCCCGCUUCGCCACUGACGUCUUCGAAAGCCACCUGAAGGCACGGAUUUUCCAAUGCGCAGAUUACGGCAUGGGAAUUGGCAUGCCCUCCUCAUGAGCCUUCAGUGCAGAACACAGAAGCAGUGAAAUCUGCUGGUUCUGGAAUCUGAAUAAGGUUCUCACAAACUUAGUGCUGUAAUGAUGUGUAUGAUGUAGUCCAAUAUGUAAGAGUCUUGCUGUUAUUCUUUAUUUUCAGUACUAUGUGUAACAAAGGUUUGAGUGCACGAUAUCGCAUCCUGAGCUCUACUGUAAUUAAUUCAUUUUCUUGGUAUUAUGUUUUGUUACUCAUGUUUAUGAUCAUGGAGUCACAUGAAUUGUCUGCCUUCUCAUCA